UCUUCCGGUCCAUACCUCUGUCAAAAUGGCUCGUCCCCUACCAUUUAAAGUUGUAGUCGUCUCUUCUGUUUUAUUUGUCGUAUGCACAAAUUUUGUAUGUUGUAACAAUGGCAGAAGGGUUGGAGAUGUUAUGGAUACUGAUUUCAGCGGUUUCUCGGUACCGCUUGAACACUCAUUUGAAGUUGAUGAUGUAGCAAAGUUUCGCGUGCGAGGAGCAUUGGGGUUGAAAGGUGGACGGGAGCCCUCUGUUUCACUAAGUCAGAACCAGCUAUCAGAGGAAGACAGAACCAAACUGAAGGAAGUUGCUGCAGUGGACGGUCUAUACAGAAUCAGAGUGCCUCGUGUUUUCCUGCAGGCAGACAGACAGACAGAGCGGCAGAUGGAAGGUUACCUCACAGCAUUUGUCAGAGCUUGUGCCAUGGUCGAGUCCCACCUGAGCGACGUCAUCUCCCUCCACACUGACGUCUCUGGGUACCUCAUCGGUGUCUCCAUAGUGACGUUACCUGGAGCCUGCAGGGGCACUGAGGUUGAGGAUGAAGUUGAUCUUGAAGUUUUCAACACCACACUCAGCAUCAUGGCUCCUGUCAAUGCCCCAGGCCCUGAGACGGCUCUGUUCCUCGAACGAAUGGAACAGGAAUCUGAGAAGAAAGGGAAGAAUCCACAAGAGCAGAAAUCUUUCUUUGCUAAAUAUUGGAUGUACAUUGUGCCGCUCGUUCUCUUCCUGAUGAUGUCUGGUGCUCAGGACCAAUCAGGUGGAGGAGCCGGGGGUGGAGCAGCCAAUGGAGGUGGCCGAUGAUCAACACAUUACAGCCUCUUCUUUUUUUUCUUUUUUUGGUGAACAUUUCCUGAACAACAAUUCUCUUGAACAGUUUUUAAUUGCUGUACAUAAUGCUAUUUAAGUAGGAUGAAUGUUCG
Molecule: messenger RNA, 915 nt
Organism: Plectropomus leopardus (leopard coralgrouper)
Lineage: Eukaryota; Metazoa; Chordata; Actinopteri; Perciformes; Serranidae
Gene: emc10
Product: ER membrane protein complex subunit 10
Cellular component (GO): EMC complex
Source: RefSeq, a predicted model, not a curated record